Molecule: messenger RNA, 499 nt
Organism: Brassica oleracea var. oleracea
Lineage: Eukaryota; Viridiplantae; Streptophyta; Magnoliopsida; Brassicales; Brassicaceae
Exons: 1
Source: RefSeq, a predicted model, not a curated record
GACUGCUUACAAGACUCUUUUAGGAACCACACCUUUCAACCUUGUGUAUGGGAAGGCUUGUCAUCUACCGGUUGAACUUGAGUACAAAGCAUUGUGGGCUGUUAAGUUGCUGAACUUUGACAACAAGAGUGCCAAGGAGAAGAGACUUCUCCAACUCAAUGAACUGGAGGAGAUCCGACUUGAUGCUUUUGAGAACUCAAGGAUUUACAAGGAGAAAACCAAAGCUUUUCAUGACAAGAAUAUCUUGAAGAGAGAAUUCAGUGCUGGAGAUCAAGUGCUUCUCUACAACUCUAGACUGAAGUUGUUCCCCGGGAAGCUCAAGUCAAGAUGGUCCGGUCCUUUCAAGAUCAAGGAAGUUAGGCCAUAUGGGGCAAUUGUGUUAUGGAACAAGGAUGGUGGAGACUUUACAGUCAAUGGACAGAGGGUUAAGCUCUACAUGGGAGCCACAACAGAGGAUGAGAGAACCUCGGUUCCUCUCUCCGACCCCAUUCCCGCCUAA